Brassica napus (rape) is the source of this 3228-nucleotide messenger RNA. Its product is annotated as glutathione S-transferase T3-like. Lineage: Eukaryota; Viridiplantae; Streptophyta; Magnoliopsida; Brassicales; Brassicaceae. Bases 1333 to 2217 code for a protein of 294 amino acids. The record is from RefSeq and is a predicted model, not a curated record. The transcript is spliced from 4 exons.
AAAAAAAUUAACAAAAUACAUUAAAAGACUCUUCUGGAAUUUUCUCAGUGUGUAAGUAGUCGUUAGAAACAAAUACCGGGUUCUAACAUAAUUCAAAAAACUACACAAGUGUCGAAUAGUACGGCAAGUUUAUCAAAAUGAUUGUUUAAGCUUAAGGUUCUGUUUAGUUUUUGUAAUAAUUUGUAUGAAGAUGAAGUUUGCUUUUCAGUUUAUCUUUUAAUUUGGUAGUUGAUCAAUUUUUAAAAUAAAAUAUAGUCAAACACUUAGAGCGUGUUUAACGCUGGAUCUUAGUUGGGCUCUAAACCCAAAAUGCCAUUUUAAAAUUAAAAAAAAAAAAAAUGUGGUAAGAGCUGGGUUCCAGAAAACCCUACGGAGGAGGCGCCUCUUGUGACUAUUUUUUCGUCUCUCUCUCUCUCUCUCUCCUUUCUCACAGAGAAUUCGUUCUUCUCCGACCAAAUCCAGCCAAAAUCAGCCGCGAGAGAGAUCUCUUCAUCUUCUUCGACUCGGUGGCCGUGUUUGCGGACCCGGCGAAGCAAAGCUCCCAUCAGACCACAUCGUCGAAGGUGAGCCAAAUCGGUUAGAAAGAAGUAGAGAUAGGAGCUAUUCUGUUUUCGUGUAUCUCGGAGUUGAAGAACAAAAGGUUCUCAAGUGUGAUCGCGUGAAUCAAAGAGGUAGCCACAACAAGAUUCAUCAUACAAAAGAAGAUUUAGUUCUGAAGAGGGUUGUACUGAAUCACAGAGGGGGCCGCAGGAAGAGUCAUUCUACAGACAGAACAUCUGGUAAGCUUCUGGUCUUUUUAUUUACAUAUAGAUGUUGUUUGAUGUUUGCGAGAGGUAGAUAAACAUAGAAAUAAACCUGAGUUGUUCUUUGAAUUGCUUUCCCAUGCUGAUUAAUUUUGCAUCCUGUGAAUUGUUCUUUCUUUCUUUGAUCGCUUAUUAGUUUGUUUGCUUGUUUGCUAUAUGUAUAAUCAUCAUGUUUUCAUCUUGUUAAAGCAUUCACACAUCUCCGAUUUGAUGUUUCUUUUUGCUGAUCAAUUCAAAAAUGCAAUACGUAAUUUGAAAUCUAAAUCAUAAAAAGUCAUUUAUAUUAAAGUCGUGUUUCUUGAUGUCUGUCAUUUAUGGUGUGUCCUUUGUUAGAUAGAAACAUAAAAACAUAUACAAACAUUAAAACUUCAUAUAAACAAAUCUACAACAAACAACUACUUCCUAAAACAAUUAAAAGAAAUUAAAAGCAACAUUAAAACUUCAUCUACUUUCCUCUAUUAAAGCUUCCUUUAACUUCGUUUACUUCAUAAACUUCAUCUCCUUCAUCUUUUCUCUAACUCUUCUCUGUAUGGAUUCUCAUCAAAGCCAGUCUUCUGGCUUUGUACACCUACUAAACAGUCAACUACCUAACCAUGAAUACCCAACUCCGUUUAUGAGUUCUUUACCUAGUCCAGACCUUGGAGGUUCUGCUUCACGUGCACAAAAUGGUGAGGACCGUAAGCAAAGGUGCAAGUGGUCAAUAGCUGAAGACCUGGUCCUCAUCAGUGUAUGGUUGAACACCUCCAAGGAUCCACUAGUUGGAAAUGAGCAAAGAGCAGGAACCUUUUGGAAGAAGAUUGCCGCUUAUUAUAAUGCAAGUCCCAAGGUGAUUGGUUUGGCUAAGAGAGAGCAAAGCCACUGUAAGCAAAGGUGGGGGAAGAUAAAUGAGGGUGUCUGUAAGUUCAUGGGUUCAUAUGACGCUGCAACAAAACAGAGGACCAGUGGCCAGAGUGAAGAUGAUGUUCUGAAGGCUGCACAUGAAAUUUUCUUUAACGAUUACAAGGUGAAGUUCUCGUUAGAGCAUGCCUGGAGGGAGCUUAGGAAUGAUCAGAAAUGGUGUGGGGCUUAUGGAAGUAGUCAACAAAGCUCUGGUUCAAAAAGAAAGAGGGUGGGGGAAGAACAAUCUUUUCAGUCAUCAGCAUCUAUGCCCAGUGUCAAUGGAGAGGAUGAACCAAUGGCUAGGCCUAUGGGUGUUAAGGCAGAAAAGACGAAGGCUAAAAGGCCAAUGGGAGAAGAAGGGAAGAAUCUGCAAGAGUUGCGGCAAAUGUGGGAGAUAAAGGCGAAGGACUUAAUUAUGAAGGAUAAACUUAGCAAGACCAAACUGCUUGACAGUUUGCUUGCAAAAACAGAGCCACUUAGUGAAUUAGAAGUGACACUUAAGAACAAACUGAUUACUGAAAUGUUGUCAAUGUAAUCCUUUAAAAUAUAAGUAGAUCAAUGUUAGUCAAUUAGUAGUCUUUGUGAUAAAUGUUAUCAAUCUUGCUUAGAAAUAUAAGUUGAUGUGUAAUAUAAUAAUCUUUGUGAUCAAUGUUAUCAGUCUUUUAAAUAUAAGUUGAUGGUUUUACUUUUUUGUUUUUCAAGGGAACAGAAACCGAAAUGGAAGCAAGAAAACCGAUUGUUUGUGGCCUCUCAGCAAGAGGAAUCAUACCGCCUCUCCCACAAGAAGAUACAGAUGAUGAUGUUGCGGAUAGCACACCAACUGAAGUUGAAGUGGUGGAGAUAUCAGAUGAAGAAGAAGAAGAAAAAGAUAUGGUGGAGUUGAGCUUUGAAGAAUACAGGAGAAACAUGGGGUACUUGAUUAGGGUGGAGGAAUCGGUUGAGGACAUCGAACCUGAGUUCAGAAGGAUGCUGAAAAGGAUGGAACAGGAAGAGAAGAAGCUGAGAGAGGAGAAGUUCAAGGUACUGAACUCGGGAAUCAAGCUAGAAGUAGGCCAAUCUUCUAAGGGUGAUGGUAAGAAGAGGAAGAGAAGAAGCUGAGAGAGGAAGGUCACGGACAGGCUCCUGUAUGUUGUAUUUUGGUUCUUGCAGGUCACGGAUUGUAUGACAUGCAUUUUGUAUGUUUGUGUAGUCACCAGUCACGAGACUCUUGGAUUAUUUUGUAGGCAUGCAUUUUGUAUGUUUGUGUAGUCACGAGAGUUGGUAGUCUUGUAUUAUUGGUAUGGUAGUCUUGUACUUUUGGUUCUCUUGUUCUAUAAAUUAAGAACUAAUUCUCAUUCUACAACACAACUCUUAUUCUCUCAUUCAAGAAACACAACUCGUAUUCUCUCAUUCGAGAAACACAACUCUGCUUCUCUCAUUCAAGAAACACAAACUCUUCUUCUCUCCUUUUUUAUAUUCUCAGUUUGAAUCAGUCACAUUUUUCAAAUUACGCUUGUUCUCCCUUUCUCUAUUAUCAUUUCAAACAAUUCUUGUUCCAAACGUUUAA